Messenger RNA from Paramormyrops kingsleyae, 10161 nucleotides. Lineage: Eukaryota; Metazoa; Chordata; Actinopteri; Osteoglossiformes; Mormyridae. The record is from RefSeq and is a predicted model, not a curated record.
GCAUGUGACCCACGUCUUUGGGGGCGUUUCUCAAUUUGCACACUCGACCGCACUUGCAUUCUCGUACUCGUUUUUCGUCGCCGAAGACCAGUUCCGAUACUCAAGAACAGAAGUACAGAGGACAGUAAAAAUCCUAGGAUGUCGUCCUUGCCCCGCCCCAAAUGUCUAGGAUACAUCGGUUGCAUCCUUGCCAAACGGGACCAAUCCCAUGAUUCAUUGCAUUCGAAUUUGUCCUUGGGAGGCAACUUAGGGAGACCGGUCUCGCCAAGACCAUAAGUACAAUCUUUGUGUUCCUGGUAUUGAGAAACACCACAGGUUCCUGAAAUUACGGGACAUUUCCUGCUGGCCAGUAACCUGUUAAUAGAUGACUAGAGCAGGCUGUAUUGUCCUGUGAUAUGUUGGUGUUGUGCCCCCCCCCCCAGCCCAGCAUCAGUGGGAUGGAUCCUCCUUUUGGGGAUGCCUUUCAAAACUGCGCUUUCGCUGACCAAGUGCUGACCAGCACGGACCUGCUGGCGAACAGCUCCGACCCGGACUUCAUGUACGAGCUGGACAGAGAUAUGACUUCCAGACAAAGCCCGAGAGCAGAUAUCUUUACCAUCGGGGAUUGCAAAGAGAUUGAGGGUAUGGAACACUUGCCCGAGGCCUUGGACAGUGACCCCAUGUACAGCUCGAACUUCGAGCAGUGGGACACCUACUGGGAGGACCUGACUAAGUACACCAAGCUCACUAGCUGUGACAUCUGGGGCACAAAGGAGGUGGACUUUCUGGGCCUGGACGACUUCUCCAGCCCCUACCAGGACGAGGAGGUGAUCAGCAAAACGCCGACGCUGGCGCAGCUCAACAGCGAGGACUCGCAACCGGUGUGCGACACGCUGUACCACCCGGACCUACUACUGGGCCAGAAGCCGCACGCGCUUCACGCUUCGGCCAGCUUCAAAAAGACGGCCCCCAGACCGGCCGUCCCCGGCUCAUCCUUGGCCCGGGGUCUACCAGACUUCGCCGAGGGUUGCCAGAAGGCCACUCGGCCUGUGCCGUCCACCACCGAAACCAUGUGCAAGGGCCAGAUGCAGGGACCCAAGGUACUCUGCCCAACCUCAGACAGCAAGGACUAUGUGUGCAAAGCCAAAGUGCACAUCAACUCUCCACGCCGGCCUACGGUAGACGUCAAGUUACCACAGGCUAAUAUCACCAUAAAGUCCCACUUCACUGAGGCCCCGGCCGCCUGCAUCACUGGCUCCCUAUCCGGCGCCGCCGCCGUCGCCAUUGCCACCCCUCCGACUGAAGAGAAGGACACACCGGAACCCCAGCUGGGGGUGCCGCCCGUUCCAGAAAAGGGCAUCGGCCAAGUGGUGUCCUACAAACUGUUCCCCGUGACUGGGGACAGUCAGACCCUGGGGGCUGAUGCCUUACAGGAGAAAAAGGAAGAGGAGCACAACUACUCGCUGUUCCUCAUGCAAGGAAAGCACGCGGGCGAAGAGGAGCCCGAGGCGGAGGACGAAGACGACGAGGAGGAAGAGGAGGAGGAGGAGGAGGCGGAGGACCUGGAACUGGAUGACGAAGAUCACGACGAGGGCUUCGGCAGCGAGCAUGAGCUCUCCGAAAAUGAGGAAGAGGAGGAAGAGGACGAUGAGGACUAUGAGGGUGACAAGGAUGACGACAUGAGCGACACGUUCUCGGAGCCCGGAUGCGACGACGCCACGGUGGAGGACAUGAAGGGCGUGGCGGUGGGGAUCUCGCGCAAGAGGGGCAAGCGGCGCUACUUCUGGGAGUACAGCGAGCAGCUGACCCCCUCGAAACAGGAGCGCAUGCUGAAGCCCUCCGAAUGGGACAGGGACACGUUGCCAAGCAACAUGUACCAAAAGAACGGUCUUCACCACGGCAAAUACACAGUGAAGAAGUCCCGCCGGACGGACGUGGAGGACCUCACUCCCAAUCCGCGGAAGCUGCUGCAGAUCGGAAACGAGCUGCGGAAGCUGAACAAGGUCAUCGGCGACCUGACCCCCGUGAGCGAGCUGCCGCUGACGGCCCGGCCGCGUUCCCGCAAGGAGAAGAACAAGCUGGCGUCCAGAGCUUGCCGGCUGAAGAAGAAGGCUCAGUAUGAGGCCAACAAGGUCAAGCUGUGGGGCCUGAACACAGAAUAUGACCGGCUCCUGUUUGUAAUUACUGCCAUUAAGGAUGACAUCGUGAACAGAGUACAGAACCUCUUCGAGGACAGGGCAACAAGUAUGGUCGAUAAACUGGAUCGACUCAUCAAGGAAACACUCGUGAGCUCACCAGUCGCUGGACAGACGUCAGACUUUGUGAACCAGAUCCUAGAGAACACCAGCGGGGGGGAUCCCACCGGGGGUCUUGUUGGGCUCCGCGUCCCGACAUCAAAAGUGUAGGGUGGGCCACGCGGAGGAGAUGAACCCGUCCGCAUCAUCUGUGUCCCAUUACGUUCUGCAUGUGCAGGUCAUAUAGAGAAACAUCUACAUGCCUAGUUUGAAUAUAUAUACCUAAUCUUGUGUAUGUAUAUUUAUAUUAUGCACUUGCAUUUAUACAGAAAUUGUACUUAUUUCUUUAUCCACUUGUGUGGAAACUUGCCAUUUGUUUGUUACGAGUAAUCUGUCCAGCUACCGGUUUCAAACUCCAAGCCAAUGUGUGAGAACUCUUCUCUCGUGGUAUUUUCUUUAACGGGAAAAAAACAACAACAAACAUAACAGUCAAACAAAAUAAUAUCGGUAUUUGUCGUAGCCUGAAUACAGCAUGUUUAUCGUGGGAAUCGGACAGUAGUAACUAGAAAAUAAAAAAUCACGUUGUAACAAUGUCGGUUGUUUCUGUGCUCUGAAGAGAGGACGUAGCUAAAUCGAAAUAGCGCGGUAUUCUCUCUGCACUAAGUGAAAGCGAUGUGAUUCGGGCCAUCUGCUUACUACUGGAAAUAAGUACCAUUUAAGGUUGCCAGAGAAUUAAAAUCCCAACAGGCAAAUGACCACAACAACAACAAAAAACUGGCAUAUUGCUUUGAUCAGCAGGAUGCGUCCGUGGAACGUUAACCGCUCGGGAAAAAUGGCAGGCGGUCACACGUAUGUUGAGACGUAACGGUUGACACAACGGGCAAAUGAGGCUGCCGCGGCUUCCGUUGAUCUUUUGCUGCCCUGCUGAUAGAUAGUGAGGAUUUAUAUAGCUGUUAAAAGUAGCCCUGAUGGAUAAUAGCUGUUCUGAUGAAAAUGAGGCUUCAACAGAUAAACCACAUACUAUAUUCCUCUGUGUACUUUGGUUCAGAUCACUUUAACAUUUAAAACACAAUGGAUUUUGUAAGUGGGCAUGGGACAGGAAAGGUGUAAUUCCUAAGUUUAAUUUGUUAAUAUUUGUAUGUACCAAUCAAUAUUCAUUGUGCCUUGUACUUCAGAGGAAAGGAUGACAAGACUCUCCCAGAGGUUUAAAGGAAAUAUACUUUUUCACAGAAGAGAAUGACAUUGGGAGGGUGGAGUUUUUGGUUUUCUAAUAUAUUUUAGGUCUUUAUGAUAAUAUGAAUAUACAUUGGAAUGUUGAAAAUGUAGAUAUUUGCCACAGAGUCUGUGCAUUGUAUCAUAAGAUGGCUCUAAGGGAAACGCUUUCAGUUUUUGGUACUUGACUGGGCAAGGGGGGUUACUAAGAAAAAAAGAAGAAAAAAAGAAAAAAAAAAAAGACAAAACAUUUGCACAUUAUACGUAGAUUGUUUUUGUACCAAAGAUGAAUGCAACAAAAAUGGCAAGUGGCCUGUGUAAGUAAGGCUUUGCACAGCUUACCUAACACCGUAUUGAAUGUAGAAAAAGUGGUUAGGGUCAGGGAUACUCAUUGAACUGUGAAUUUCGUUUGGGUCCAAUUAUCAACGACAGGAGGUGUUCGUUUGCACCUGACGUAGGCCGGUGGUUUUGUUGGCUUCUUACGGAGAUGUGCUGCUUUGAAAAGGGUAGUUGUGCUUUUUCUCACCCCAUGUAGACUCUUGAUGUUCUGUUAUUAUUUUUUUUUAAAGAACGUAGUGGUAAGAGAAGAAUGUAAAAGCAUCGGUAUAUAGUUUUUUUUUUAAGCAUGUUUGUUAAGCAUUACCACAAAUUACCAAAUGGUUUAGUAAUUGUAUAGUUUACAUAUACAAAUGAAAACUAUAUAAUUUAAGUACUGUAUGUGUUCUAUAUAGAUAUACAUUCUUUAUAUAUAUAUGUGUAUGUGUGUAUAUAUACAUACACACACACAUGCAUGUGUACGUACAUACACACAUUGCUAUAUGUUUGAUUUAUUUUUUUAGCUAUUGGGUUGUUAAGCUUGAUGCUCUCUAAAAAUCUGUGUUCACAUUCAAAAGGAAAAUAUUUCUUUUUUGUACAUAAGUACGUUUCUUGUUUAGUAAAAUUAAUCCAUUUACAUGUAUAUAAAUUUAAAGACUUUUGACAGAAUGCUUGCACUGUAUAAGAAGUUGAGAUGGUCUGUUUCGUAGUAUUCAUUCAUUUUUUUUUUGGAAUAUUCCAUCUGAGAGGAAGGGGAUAGACAAUGUUUUGGCCUUCUAAAUACAGACUGAAUUGGAGGAUUACAGAAAGCACUUUCCGAUGCACACUUUCAGAAAAUAAGAAAAAUGUAGGAGAAAAGUUUUUUAAUGGUAAAUGAUUGUCUGAUUGUUUGUUAGUUUGGGGUAACGUGUGUACACAUGCUCAGUGUUUGGAAAUUAUGGUGGCUUCCUUCAGACAGAUAAUUUACCAAGGAGAACAGCUUUAAGAGUUUGGAACAAAUCAAUUGACUCCCUUGUCAUUUGUGUGGCUAAUACAAUCAAAACUGUGUGCUGAGAAUUGAAAUGUGAUACUAAUGGGAUUUAAUGUUUAUAGCUGUGUGUCAAUAACUGUACAAAACUAAAUUUCGGUAGUGUGAUUUUUAAUUAUUUUUUUUUUUUGCAUACAUCCUUUGUAUAAUGUCACGAAGGUGAUCAUUUACCAAAUACAAACAAAAAAAACCUGGAUCACACCUUUUUAGAUUCCAGGCAGAGAACCCAAAAAUGGAGCAAAAAAUAAAUAGACGCUCCCCAGGUUACGAUGCGGUUAUGUUCCGACAAAAAUAUCGUGAGGCAGAAAUAUCGUAUGGCAAAAAUGCAUGUUAAUACAGUACAUCUAACCUAUCAAACAUCAUAGACUAGACUAGCCUACCUUACAGAUGCCUAAAACACUGACAUUAGCCUACAGUUGGGCAAAAUCAUUAAGACAAAGCCUGUUUUAUUGAAGUGUUGAAUAUCUCAUGAAAUUUAUUGAAUAAUGUAAGUGAAAAACAUUUACCCAUCGUAAAGUCGAAAUGUCGUAACAUGGACCAUCGUAACCCAGGGAGCGUCUAUGUAAAUUAAAAGAAAAAAAAUGUAUCAGAAAAACAAAUGGACGUCCACACCUCCCCCAAUAAGCUAACUGCAAGAACGACAUGCAUGACAUGUGAAGCCUGAUCCGAGUGCCUAUACCGUUAGAUCCGCAGAUGGUCUAGAACGGUUUAAUCUCAGUAGAAGCCUAGCUGAACUGAACUUCUUUCAGCACAUUUCCUUGCUGCUGCAUUUUUUUUCCCCUUUAUGUCUAAAGAGUAACUUAUCACCAGAAACAUCAAUAUGUUACGAUUUAAUAUUUCCACGGGCCUUUUACUUUGAGCAAACAAAAUGCCAACUUUUUUUUCAUGAUUUCUCCAAAUAAUGAAAUAUUCUAAAAGAGAGACCGCGUGCUCUCUCGGAAACGAGAAUGCUGUUUAAGCAUUACGAAUAUUUUGUUUUCCUAGCUUGUUAUUGUUACACUAGCAGUGUAGGCUAGUUUGUCUGUACCAUCCAUUCUCAUGAGAUGUUCAUUUUGUAAAUAAGCUAUUGUUAAGCUAAGAAAAUUCCCUUUAAAUGCUGUGUAGAAGUGUAUAUAGUAUGUUCAGUAAUAUAUGAAAUAAUAUAUAAACAGAAAGCACUUUGUUUAAAAACAAAAACACAAAAACAAGAGCAUUUUGUAUAAUUCUUCCAUUUGCUGCUAAACUAAGCUAGUCAGAGCGCUGCAGUGACAGUUUGACUUCAAUGGGUGGACAUGGAUCAUAAGAAAAUGAAGUCGAAAGGAAGGCAGCCAACCUUAGAUAAGAAGGUUGUCAUGUUCUGGUGACUUUGUCAUGAAUCUUCUGCCUUCAGUAGAGAUUUCCUAUGGAAACUGGAUUCUGCUUUGAGAUUUUUUUUCAGGUUGAUGUACAGUGUGGACACGUCUCUUCUGGACGUUUCCAGAUAAUUAUCUAUUUUCGUUUUUGUUUGUUUUACCUUCUGUUCUUUUCGGCUCCCCAUUUCUACUUUUACAUAGUUGGGACCAAUAGGUGUCCAGAGGUAUUUGCCGAAGCUCUCGUUUUGUGAAAGGUUCAGUUUAAACAAUGAUAAAAAAAAAAAGUAUCUCUGUACUGUACUGUACAUUUGUUGUUGCCAGUGAGAUAAUACAGAGGACCUUUGCCUUGGUAACUCCAUCCAGCCGCAAAAGUGUUGCCAUGGCAACAUUUCCUGGCUUUCAUAGUACUGUCUAAAGCUAAAGCACUCCAGCUUGGUAAUAGGCGCAAAAGGACAAUAUUAGUCAUGUUGAAAAUAUCUAUGAUGAAUGGUAGUAUGGUUUAAAAAAAUAUAUAAAAAAUCCUAAAAGAAGUGUAAUUGAAUUAGAUGUUUUAUUGGCUGUUCACCAGAGCUGAAACUGCAGAAGUUACGGCAGGUUUUCACGUGUAACAUGACGUACGCAAGCUGUGCAGCUUUACAUCAUAUCCAGGGGACUCUGUGGCAUUUUUAAAACAGAAACGGUUGCAGUUUAAUGCCAGUAAUUGUUCUUUCUGCUUACUUUAUUACCUUAAGAGAAGAAAUGGAUAUUAGUAAAUGCAUAGUUUAAGUGCAUAUUUAGUUUGAUUCAAGAUUUUCAAAAGUAUUUUAACUGAUAAAAUGGGAGAGUAUAGGUCCUUGAUUUCUUUUAUGUAUUUUUUUUUUAGCAUGCCGAGAGUAUGUAGUUCAGUUUGUAGUGUAUACAAUAAUAAUGCUGUUGACUGUGCACUAUGCAGAUUUUACUCUCAUGAGUAACACAGUAUGUCGCUUCUUUCACAGCUUUCCAAGGAUAAGGGAAGGGGCUUUUACCUGGAUAUAUUAUGGGGUGUACUUAUAGUCCUAUGGAUAUUAUUGUGGUUCUAAACUACUGACCAAUAAGGUUUGACUGUGUCUCCUUCCUUAUAAUGAUACGGGGUCGUCCAAAGUAAUUUGAUAAGUAUUUCUCUGAGGAAAGCUGGUCUUAAUGUUGUCGACUUGAAAAUGUUCUUUUACGCAUUUUGUAAACAGUAGAAUGCUCUAUUUUGGACAUCGGUUUAUGGACGUCAGCCAUGGAUUCCGUCAUUUUAUUUCUUCCUCUUAAACUUUGUAAUGUCUCUCGACAGAUCCAGCUGAGAUGUUUUGGCGUGUGCACAAGCAGGCGGGGGUUCGCUUUUGCAAGCCGCGUGAGACAUAAACACCAUUGUUGGUACAUCUUUAACAUCUAUCAUUAUGGCACUAGGUUUAUCAUACAUACGUAGUAUAACUUGCAGAAUCCCCUCCGAUCUUUCGCCUGCAGAGAUCUGUUAUCCAUCAAUUGUACAGUAUACUCAGCUGUUCUUUUCAUAGAAUUGAAUAGAGUAGUUUAUAUUUUGCUAGAGAAACUGUGGAAUUCUGGGAAUGCAUUUGGCAUGGCCCUUUCUGCAUGCAGAUCAACUUUAUAUAUGUGAUAUGGUUUCAUUAUUGGAGUUAAUUGCACCCUGUGUGGUGCACACAAUAGUAAUAUUAAAAACGAUCAGUCUCAGUUAUGACAUAGUUCAUGCUAUUUCAUAUUUAAAUUCAGAUGUAGACUUCAUGUGAGUUACAUUUCUAUUGGCCAGACUAUUUGAGUAAAACAUGCCAACAAGUUUCUUGCAUUAUAGGAAAAGCCCACAUUGUAUUUUAUUUCCCAGUAGAUUUAAUCUAUUUUUAAUACAAUGGUAUUCUGGUGAUUCAGGUGCCUUAAAAUGAGAAUUUCAGCUUGAUCUCCUCAUUCUUCUAACGUCACUUUUGUCACUAUCAAGUUGAAGCUAAUUUUAGCGCUUGAGUUUUUUUUUUGUUUUUUUGUUUUUAAAUGAUCUGUUUCACUAAUGUGGUUAUGUUUUUAUUUUUUAAUUUUUAAAAAAAAAACUGAGUCAUGUUUUGUCUAAAGCUGCUCCAUGAUUUUUCGAGUCUAAAGAUGAAUGUAGUCUUCCUUCAAAAGAUUUUUUAAAAUGUUGAAAUACAGAUAUGUCCAGUCUAGCAGUGGAAAGGCCUACCCAAAGAAUGCUAAAGUUCAAGACUCAAAUUAUCUGUCUGUAUAUCCCUGUAUGGUUUCCUAUUAACUUAUUUUUUCCCCCAAAUUACUGUGUUUUUGUAUUUAACAGUCUAAAUGUUCAGAUGUUUGCCUUUGAAGUCUCUACUCCUGUCUUUUCAUAGCUUCACAUCUAUGCUGGUCAUUUUAAAUGUUUUUAUUUUCCUGUUUUUUUUUUUUCUUUUUCCAAAUGAGAAACUAGAAAAAUGCUCUUCCACGCCACAAUAAAUAAAUACUCAUGUUUAAUACAGUAAGCAGUAAGAAAUUGGGCUAUUUUGUGAUUAUCGUGGGGGGAGGGGGGGGGGGAAAGCUGAACUUGUAAAGCAGGGAUGAUGUCACAGCUGAAAUGCUUGCUCCCCUGGUGGAACCUGAAACAAUGUGCCUCUUAAUGCCACGCUUCUGCCAUUACUGUCCCGGUUUAGUUGCAGGAGGAGUGUCAUACACAAAAAGCAAACGUUUGUCAGUGGGGGAAGACAGACAAACAUCUGUAAACGAAACAUGACACUGCAAAGCGUUUGCAUUGUCAAACUGUCAAUGUGAACACUUUGUAACUCAGACAAAUAAUAAUGAUAAUAAUAAUAAUAAUAAUAAAUCUGAGGCCUCCCUAUGCUUCCAUACCUGAGUGAUGGUGAACUGCACCUGAAGGUCACAGGUUCGCAAGACAAAUGUUAUUCUGCACAUACUGGGAGACAAACGGAGUUCAAUGCCCUGAAUCACCUGCCAGGCAUGUACUGAAAGUGCUGUGACCUUGCACAGCAUUAACAGAAAUCGCAUGCUUUAGAAUCUGCUGAAGACGGCAGCCAUGUUGGUGCCAAACUCUAUUCUUGAGUCAAGGCCAAAGCGUUUGAUUGAUUUUUGAGCCUAAAAAUAACUAUUUCCGAAACCGAGGAGGUCAGUUGGGGGUCCCCGUACCAGUUAGGUAUGGGCCCCUUUAUCCUACACUGUAGUGUAGACCUAUCUACUCUUGCGCCUGGACACAUGCAGACCAUACAAAGACUACCAGUAACAGAACUCUGUCAGAAGUACCACAAUCUCAUCCACACGUUGCAAUGAACUACAUUUCCUUCCAAAGUUAAAAUAGUCUAAGUGUCGGAAGUGAUACGAAACUUUUUGUUGUUCUUAACGAUGCGAUAUGAGGUAGUUUUGUGGUUUUCAAAUACUGCUUAAAAAGCACAAAACUUUCAAAUCCAUGCUAAACUCGAUAUGUGAAGUCUCACCUUUUCUAGGAAGCAAAAAAAAAUACAACACACUUCAUGCACUUGUCGUGAUGCUUAUUAUGUUGUAUGGUAUACUACUGGAGAACUAGCAUGGGAUAUUUAGAUAGCUACUGCUGUGUACGUUCUCCCAAAAUGUAAUGUUGUGUCACAGUAGGAAGGCUGUAUUUCAUUGCUAAGUGCUAUAAUAAAUAUUUUUGGUGACAUAUUUAAGCUAAUCUGCAGAAGUGUAUCCUGCUGAGACUAACCCUAACUCCAUCCUAAUAGUCAUGUUAGUAACUGUAGUUAACAUAUAUGCCUGUUCAAGACAAUAUCUAAACAGUUGUAAUAUUUAUGUUGUUUAAUUGUUGUGCUGGGAUUAUACUUUUGAUGUUACAUUUUGUUUUAUUUUGAGGCACGACUGUUGGAGAUAGUGAAUUACAAGAGUUGUAUGUGUACUAAUGAGAAAUAGACUUAGUUCCAGUCUGCUCGUGAUACUGUGCCUCUUUUUUUAUUAUUUUAAUUAUUAUUAUCAUUAUAUUUCACGGCGUUGUAUCAGCCAGGAGUUGAUACUACAAUUGCUUGUAACUAUUAUAGUCUAGUUCUGUUAUUGAUUUUAAUAUUCAGAAAUAAACCUUAGAAAAUCA